Theobroma umbraticum is the source of this 745-nucleotide messenger RNA. Lineage: Eukaryota; Viridiplantae; Streptophyta; Magnoliopsida; Malvales; Malvaceae. The record is from RefSeq and is a predicted model, not a curated record.
CCAAAAUACCGCUGAUAGUUUCCCCAUUUUCUUUUCCUUCUUGUGCGAAUACUUUUGAUCAAUAAGCCCUGCAUCCUCGCCUUUCAUGAUUAGGGAGAUGGCAGCAGAUGGAGUGUUGCAGAGUAGCCAUGUUUCAUGUUCUGGCGUCGUCCCGGCCAUUGAGAACGUGGUAUCAUCCGUCAACCUCGGUUGCUUGCUGGACCUCAAAGCCAUUGCCCUUCGUGCUCGAAAUACUGAAUACAACCCCGAAAGGUUUGCCGCAUUGACGAUGCGGAUAAGGGAAUCCCGAACCACUGCACUUAUAUUCUCCUCUGGGAAGAUGGUCUGCACUGGAGCCAAAACUGAGCAACAAUCCCGCCUGGCGGCCCGCAAGUAUGGUCGGAUCAUUCAAAAGCUUGGUUUUGAUGUCAAGUUCAAGGAUUUCCGGAUUCAGAACAUCGUUGCUUCUUGUGAUCUUCCAUUUUCCGUCAACCUUACACAUCUGGGGAAUUCUCAUUACAAGACUUCAGUAUACGAGCCAGAAUUGUUUCCGGGAUUGAUUUAUCGGAUGAAACAAUCCAGAGUUAUGAUUAAGAUAUUUUCUUCUGGAAAGAUCGUUAUCGCGGGAACUCAUGAUAGAAACGAGAUUUUCAAAGCUUUGGAUAACAUAUAUCCAAUUCUUAUGUCUUUCAGAGUACACAAGUGAGAUUCUUGAAGAAGACUCAAAAAGAUCUGAGAGUAAAUAUAUUAUCAAUUCUUUUUUUUU